AAUGUCCUAUAGCUAUAUAGGCAAGUCCAAUCAAACUUAGCGAGUGAGCGUAGAGUUGAAUCAUUGCCCUAUUUCAGCGCGAGGUGCGAUAGUUCUUUACUUGAAUGAUAGUCUAUUCCUUGCUUAAUUAAUCAAGUAGCAGUUUUUAAUGGCUUCUGCAAAGAAACCGAAGGUAGAACCUUCAUGGAAAGACACUAUAUCGAAGAAAGGUGAAUUCAAACGCCGUGCAUCUGUGUUCCGAAACUGGAUAACUGCCGAUGGGGAAUAUCAGCCCGAGUUGGGACGCUACCAUCUCUAUGUCUCCCUCGCCUGUCCAUGGGCCCACCGUACACUCAUCUUCCGAAAACUAAAAGGACUAGAGGAUGUUAUUGGAGUCACUGUGGUAGACUGGUUUAUGGGAGAUAAAGGGUGGUUUUUCUCUGACGAUAAACCAAAGACAUCUCUCGAUACGGUUAACAAUUGUAAAUAUCUGAGGGAAGUUUAUGAAACAGCUAGUCCUGACUACUCUGGACGCAUCACAGUGCCAGUCCUUUGGGAUAAGAAAAACAAGACCAUAGUCAACAAUGAGUCUUCAGAAAUUAUACGCAUGCUCAACAAGGAAUUCAAUGUCUUUUCUGCCUCCAAGGAACAGCAAGCACUGGAUCUGUGCCCUCCAGAUCUGUUGAGAGACAUUGAUGAAGUCAACUCCUGGAUCUACGAAAACAUCAACAACGGCGUUUACCGAUGCGGGUUUGCAACAAGUCAGGAAGCUUACGAUGAAGCUGCCGUCAAGCUCUUUGCCGCCCUUGAUAGAGCCGAAGAAGUGCUGUCUAAAUCCCGAUACCUUUGUGGAGAUCGACUGACAGAAGCCGAUAUUCGACUCUUCACAACUCUCGUCAGGUUCGAUACGGUCUACGCCCAUCAUUUCAAGUGCAACAAGAAACGGAUCGUUGACUACCCAAAUCUUUGGGGUUUCACCAGGGAUAUCUUUCAGAUUCCAGGAGUAAGUGAGACUGUAGAUCAAGAACACAUCCAGAAGCACUACCAGGUGAGCCAUAAUAGCAUCAACCCACACCGCAUUGUGGCCAUCGGUCCAGACCUCGACUUCAACAGUCAACAUGGCAGAGAUGUCCAAUUCCAAAAAUAGGUCGAGCCCGUUUUCUCAAAGAUGUAGUUUUACUUCCAUUUCCAGUUUAUCAUUUUUCAAUAAUAUUUAUAUUUGUUGCGAUUACAAUAACUUCAAAUGUGCAGGAAACCAUUUCCAACAGAUUUGUUUUUCUUUGAACUUUGACUGUGAGCCCUACAUGCAUUUGAUCAUUAAUUUUUACAUACUGCUUGUAAAUAUAUGCCUAUAAUAUGCAUAUGAUAUAUAUCAGUGUGUGAUUUAUAUUUCUUUCAAAGUUUUGUUUCUAUUACUAUUUAAUUGAUUACAUAAUCGAACAAAAUACAUUCUAGGAUCACAAGGAACACCAAUUUGGAAUAUUCAAUAACCUAUUAUAUCUUCGAAUUUUCAAACACAUGUUGGGCUCUUAAAGUUUAUCAGCUGUACAAUAAUAGCUAUUACAAAAUUACAUGAAUGUUAAUGAAAUUCAAAACAUGCUCUAACAUUGUCAUUGUGAAUGGAAAAAAUAUUAGGCCUGAUUGUGUGCUUAUGAUUUUUUCUUAUAAAUGUUGCUUAAAGAUAAACUAGUUUGAAUAAGGUAUAUUAUGUUAAGACCAUGACCGGUAUAAAUUCCAAUUCUUAUACUAGUUUGCAUUUAUCCUGUUGAACGCUACUUGCAUAAUCAAUCGCAAUGCUGAAACAGUGUUACCAAAGCAAACUGAUAAAUUGUCUUGUCUGUUUGUUUGUUUGUUUGUUUUGUUUUACUUCUAUAACGUGAAAAUUGUUGUGGUUCUUUGCGUAUUUUGCAAGUCUGUUUAUACGGUGAAUGUAUUAAGAUAAUGUUCCUAGGCGUAAUAUUGUGUAUUGUGUGAUUUGCAUCACCCCAAAUCAGCAGCGGAGAUCGCAGCAUUCACACACCCGAUGACUCUGCAUUUUCAAAACUAUAUAGAGUGAAUCGUUACAUUAUCAGGUAAUGUAAACAAAACUUAUUUGUAGUACAUUCCAAUGAUACCACUAUAGCAAACGCGCACACAAUGGUAGUACAUGUAUGUUAUUGACUGGCAAGGGAGUCUUACAACGGUUACUUCUAUACUUAUUCUAAAGUGAUAUUAAAAGCGGGAUUAAAAGUUAAAAAUGUAGCUGAAAAAUUAAAUACCACUGUACACUGUCCUAUGUCAAGUGGUUAUAGUAUUGAAGUGAUAACAAAUAUAUUAAAAGCCCAUGCCAUUCUCUCAUUUGUUGAAAAUAUUCAAAAGCAAAUUAAACCCUAUUUUUAGAACUGUUUUUUUAGCUAGAGAACUUUAUAUCUAUUCAUUUAUAUAAUCAUUCAUUCAUCUACAUUUAUUCGUUACUUUGUUAGUAAGUUGUUUAGUUAGUUAUUCAUUCAAAUAUGAAUUCAUUUAGUUAGUUAUUUGCAUAUGUAUUUACGGAGAUAUAUACACACACACACACACAUCAUUAUGUUUAACUAACACUACCACCCCCCCCCCCCCUCUCUCUCUCUCUCUCUCUCAUUCCAUCUAAUGCUCAUAUCAUAUUAUCUUCUAUCGCUUCUACCUAAAUGUUUUCUUCGAUCUCAAUUUCUCUUAAAUAUUUUCACUGGCCGAUUUACUCUGAGGUUAUGCGGUUCACCCCCUCA
Lytechinus variegatus (green sea urchin) is the source of this 2720-nucleotide messenger RNA. RefSeq names its product glutathionyl-hydroquinone reductase YqjG-like. Gene Ontology annotation, cellular component: cytoplasm. Bases 149 to 1126 code for a protein of 325 amino acids. Lineage: Eukaryota; Metazoa; Echinodermata; Echinoidea; Temnopleuroida; Toxopneustidae. Gene Ontology annotation, molecular function: glutathione transferase activity. The record is from RefSeq and is a predicted model, not a curated record. The transcript has a single exon.